ACACCUGGGAAGGUGGUCCUCCCUGCCUCCUAUAAGAAAGCAGGCUGAGCACACCGUGGAGAUCAAGUCAGCUAGCAGCGUUUCUCCGCGGUCUCUGCCUCAGUUCCUGUGUCCAGUGCCCCUUACAGUGGAGGAAGGAAUCGAACACCCAAGAUGGCAGCAUCUGAGGAGUGGAUGGAUGAGGAAGGAGGCAGAGGCCACCAACACGACAGCUCCAGCUCUGCUCAGCCACAGCCCCUUCUGCCCCAGCAGCAGGCCCCACAGCCUAGGUCCCAGGCACCUGCUGCUCCCGCGCUGACUCCAGACCACCAGCCUCAAACCACCACCACACUGGUGACACUGCCCAUCAUAGACAUCGAGAACAUACUCAGCUUUAUGUCCUACGACGAUAUUAGCCAGCUCCGCCUGGUUUGUAAAACAAUGAACUUGAUCUGCCAGACAAUGUUGAAUCGGGGUUUCCUGAAGGUGAAGAGGUACUACAGUCUAUGUCAGAAGCAAAUUAAAGCUCAGCUGCCAAGGAGAGAGUCAGAGAGGAGAAGCCACCCCUUAGCUUGCCAUGCAAACAUCCUUGAUGGCUUGGAAACAUGCCUGUCACUGCUAAAUACGACUUUCAUGGGGUACCUGGUCUCCAACCUCUGUUGCUUCUUCCCAGGAAAGGUGAUUGAUGAGAUUUACCGUGUACUGAGAUACGUCAACUCUACCAGAGCCCCUCAGCAACCCCAUGAAGUACUACAGGAAUUGCGGGAUAUCUCCUCCAUGGCUAUUGAGUACUUCGAUGAGAAGAUUGUUCCAGUCCUGAAACACAAAUUGCCAGGGUCAGUUGUGUCUGGAGGAUUCAUGGGUUCUCCUCCAAUUCCCGGACACUCUGCAGCCCUGACAGCAAUGCAGUUCUUCUCCAACCAAAACCCUUUACGACAAGAGGUUAUUGAACUCCAGCAGCAGGUUAAAACCAACAGUGCUGGUGUGACUGCCCUCAGGCGGGAAAUUUCUGAGCUCCGCACCAAAGUGCAAGAACAGCAGAAACAGCUUAAAGAACAAGGCCAGAAGCUGCUACAGCACACCCAGAUCAUAGGUGCACAGAACGCUCGGCUGGCAGAGCUGGAACGCAAGCUCCGAGAAGUCGAGGAAAGUGCAGCAGGAACAUCUUCAGGGUCUGGGCUGAAGUGAAGGAAGGCAACAGAAGACAUAGACUCUCUUAGGAAAUCCAAACGACUUCAUAAUAGAAAGUAAUUUGGAAUGUGGCUGUGGCUCCUGAGGGAGACAUCCAUGGCUGCGAGUUUAAGCACUUAUUCCUGUCACGAGGCUGGAGCAACAUGGCGUCCCUUAGGCUUCUAGGUGAUCAGAACACAACUUACACUUGGCUCUUGUGGUUGGCAUCCUUUUCGCGCUUCUCUGGUGGAGCCAAUGCACAGAACCUCCUUACUUUGCAAAAGAUCUGUACUAACCAGAACCAUGCUAUCAUGCCUGGGAGCUAACACUUUUCCUGUGCAGGUGAUGUGUUAAGUUUGUUUGUUUCAGCAUAUAUGCACAUUACAUACGGAUUUCAAACAAACCCAUUCUUGACAAACUAAAAAUUAAGUUUAACACAUAAAAUGUCCUGUUCAUUUGAAAGAAAAAAGUCUACUAUUUAAAUGGACACUAUUAUGUUAAAAAAAGUUGACUUUGUUUAUUGUAAGUGACCUUUGUCUGGAACGUCUGAGAACGUCUGUGGCAUUGAAUCGAUGGGUAAUGAAAAGGACUGCAUAGUGUUGACGGUAGCAGGGGCUCUAUAGUACUGAAUAUCUAUUUUUAUAAACUACUGGCAAGGGAUGUUUCCAGUUGCUAGAUACAUGCUUUCAGUUUUCUUUGGGGCCAUGUCCUACAUUUGCAUGGAUGGAUGCAUGCAUUGCCUAGUCAGCACACUUCACAGCUCUUACACUGGUGUUGAUCUUGAACUUGUAGAGCUAUGCCUUUAUGGGUUUAAGUGCUUAACAACUUCCUCUGCAGCCGCUUGCCUGUAGGGGAGAAUCGUCAGUCCAUUUGCCUUCCAGUUUUGCAGACACAAGAGACUGUAAAAUCCACUGAUGGUGUGUCUUCUCUGUAGGUCAGGUAUACUGGCUAAGACAGAACCCCAUAUCCAAGCCUCUUUUUGUAGAAAUCAGACCUCUGGGAGCUAGUCAUGUUUUUGACUUGUCACUGUGCUCAUGGGUCAGUCAUGACUCAAUAGGGACCUAGCUGAAGGAAAAAGUUCAUUGAAGAAAAUUGUGCCGUGAGAAAGCAGUUUCAUCAUUUCAUUUUUGGGCCAUGAGCUCUCAUGAUGCCAUGAACAGAAGCUUUAGUUUUGUUUGCCCUCUUGUUUUGAGCUCGUAACUGGAAAUGUGUGUCUUGUACUGAGUGAUCCUGAGUGAUCACUUUAACAAUCUCUGAUGUGGAGAGCCUAGAGAUAAUGGGGCAAUUAGUAGUAACCCUACUGUUGUAAAAACUAUUGGGGUGUCCCAGGUUGAAAGCAAAUAAUUUGGAAACAACUUAUUUUGUAAAACAUGUUUUUUUGAGUAAUGAACUUUACAGGGGCUUACCUUAUUUUAUUAGUUUCAAGAUGUAUGCGCUAAUAUUCUAUGUGUUGAAUUGUUAAAAUAUUCUAUGUAGCCCCAAGAGUGGGUAAAACAAGAGUUUAAUGCCUAAAUAAAUAAAAGUGUCAAAAAUA
Messenger RNA from Mesocricetus auratus (golden hamster), 2683 nucleotides. Its product is annotated as F-box only protein 28-like. The coding region runs from base 154 to 1167 and encodes 337 amino acids. The record is from RefSeq and is a predicted model, not a curated record. Gene Ontology annotation, molecular function: protein binding. The transcript has 2 exons. NCBI's taxonomy places the organism in Eukaryota, Metazoa, Chordata, Mammalia, Rodentia, Cricetidae. Gene Ontology annotation, biological process: protein polyubiquitination.